Messenger RNA from Colletotrichum orchidophilum, 234 nucleotides. RefSeq lists its product as uncharacterized. NCBI's taxonomy places the organism in Eukaryota, Fungi, Ascomycota, Sordariomycetes, Glomerellales, Glomerellaceae. Bases 1 to 234 code for a protein of 77 amino acids. The transcript has a single exon. The record is from RefSeq and is a predicted model, not a curated record.
AUGUUGUAUUUGCAUGCACGGUACUGCUUUGAUAAGGCCUCUCAGUGGCCCUCGCUUCAGCGGCCAGGGCCAGGAAAGGCCACCGAUGAAGAAAGGAAUUUGAUGAGACUGGGGGAAUGGGACUUUCCUCUUGUUCGACAACACAACAUGAAGGCGCGAGCAAGGAUCCGAUUGGCAAAUUUGGCCCCCAUCUCCGGUGUCAGCCCCAGAACCUCAUUCCAUCCGUGCCGGUGA